Cherax quadricarinatus is the source of this 1580-nucleotide messenger RNA. RefSeq names its product immediate early response gene 5 protein. NCBI's taxonomy places the organism in Eukaryota, Metazoa, Arthropoda, Malacostraca, Decapoda, Parastacidae. The record is from RefSeq and is a predicted model, not a curated record.
CGGGACCUAAUUCACGGCCACGCGGGAUAGUGAGCGCAUGCGCAGUAUGAGCAGCGCUAAAAUUCAAACCUCCCACCAUACGCGCUGAUUGGUCCAGAUCUGUGGCAUGACGUCACAAUGCCGAAGGUAUAUAUAUGCCUACUUUCACCGCGGGACGCUAGAAGCAGCCCAGAUACAAUACUGACAACAUCUCUUCAGGAGGAAACGUUAUUACGGAAGAGUUGUGCUGAUAGUACCCAACGUUAUUUAAUAGUGUUUGUUGGCAGCACAUAAUGGCGUGUGAUUCACGUGCUGGUUUGGAGGCCCAGAAGCUUAUCAGCAUCUCUCUUGGGAAGAUGGCAGCUUCACGUGUAGGUCGGACUGGUGCCUCUCUACACAAGUCUCUGCUGGUGGCAUCAGUGUUGCACCGUGCCCGCCACGUCUUCCUGGAGGAGAGCUACCACGUUCACCGUGCAACCCACCCUGAAGCUUACGCCCAUCCAACCGCAGCUCCCCCUACACCCGUCAUAACAGUAUAUGCACCUUUACUCUCUCCGGCGCCGACACCCGUCCCACCCACAGAGGAUGACAGCGAUGUUGAGGACAAGGAGAACCGAGUGUGCGAUAAACAGGAGCAACAGCAGACUGAAGGAGGAAGAGCCCCGUUGAGUGAUAGUAAUAACCGCGUGAUAGCCCUUAAGAGACGUCGUUGUGUAAGCCAGCAGGAAACUCAGGAGGCUGUGUGGUCCAUCUUACCAAAGCGGCCUCGUACUGCCUCCAUUACAGAGUCCCGUACCUCUGAAUCCGCCCAGGACCCCAGCCUCGACCAGGACAGCGACUCCUGCGGCGGCGGCAGCAGCAGCAGCAGCAUGGAGGUGGAACACAUUACCUCCCUAGUCUCUAUCUUCAGCUUCGGUGGCCAGCGUGUGGACCUUUGUGGUGCCCAGGCAGCAAGAGAGGAUCUGGCCCAGUACCAACCAGUGGCACUAGCCGUGUGAGGGACUAGCCAGCACCCCCCGUGUUACCUCUUGUACCUGACGAGGCUCUGGGCCUACGCCUGCUAGUCAACUACCCAGGCAAGCCUUCUCCCGUACGCCACUCCAGGACGACCAUCGAGGACUACCCACGCCCGUGGACGACCGUUGAGGACCACCCACGCCCGUGGACCGUUGAGGACUACCCACGCCUGUGAACGACUGCAUCCCAUGACUUAGCAAUUACUUCGUUAGGGACGUCCGUUUAACAACGUUUUUAAGAGUCGUGCAGUGUUAGGAGCCUGGGUAGUGUUAAAUCUCGAGUCUUUACCCGAGUGCUGGUGUGUAGUGGUAGUAGGGAGUCCUGUGGAGUUAUGCCAGGGAGUAUUCUAGGGAAGUAGUGGAGGAUUACUCUAGUGUGGAGUGGUGGUAGUGUUGGGAGGAGGUGCCGGGACUUAUUUGUGUUGCUCGCCAUGACAGCGGCUACACCUCCAUGUGAUAAUUGUACAUAAGUGUACAAAAUAGAUGAUUAUAUUUAUCAUUGGCUUUCUGCGCCAGUGUAUUUUAUAAAAUAUAUAUAUUUUAUAUACUCAUGUUGAAAAUAUUAAAUAAAAUGUCAAAAGUUUA